Molecule: messenger RNA, 411 nt
Organism: Sphenostylis stenocarpa
Lineage: Eukaryota; Viridiplantae; Streptophyta; Magnoliopsida; Fabales; Fabaceae
Source: the annotation of a GenBank genome assembly
AUGCUCCUUCGUGGUUUCAGCGCCGAUGCUCUGACUUAUGGAUAUUUAAUGCAUGGGUUAUGCAGAAUGGGGCAAGUUGAUGUAGCAAGGACCUUGCUGAACAAAAUUCUCAGUCUCAAUACUGUGCUCUAUAAUACAUUAAUCAAUGGAUAUGUUGCUAGUGGAAGGUUUGAAGAAGCGAAGGAUCUUACGUACAACGAGCAUGGUAGCUGCAGAAAGGUUAUUUGGUUUCACGCCCUUGAAUUUUUAUCCGAGGUGGUAGCAAAAGGCUUCGAGCCCAAUGUGAUCACGUACACCAUAUUGAUAAAUGGUUUCUACAAGCAAGACAGAUUAGAGGAAGUGGCUGAAAUUAUGAAUAGCAUGUCGAGUCAAGGGUCCGAGUCUCACUACGAGUGGGGUACAAUUGCUUGA